Molecule: messenger RNA, 1949 nt
Organism: Aphidius gifuensis
Lineage: Eukaryota; Metazoa; Arthropoda; Insecta; Hymenoptera; Braconidae
Gene: APC7
Product: anaphase-promoting complex subunit 7
Exons: 3
Coding region: 165-1943 (592 amino acids)
Biological process (GO): cell division
Molecular function (GO): protein binding
Source: RefSeq, a predicted model, not a curated record
UAAACAUAAGCUUGGCUAACGCCACUCUCGACAAAACUUGAAAACGUUGGUAAAAAAAAAAAGUAAAUAUCAUUUGUAUUUAUUAUUAACAUGGUGUUUGUCUAAUAAAACAAUAAAAAUAUAUAAAUAAACAACUAAAUUAAACAAUAUUUAAGUCAGUUAUAAUGUCGAGUCUUUAUGAUCAAAUAAAGUUGCUGUAUGAUCAGCAAUUAUACUCAAAUGUCAUACCACUAGCAAAUUUAGUAUUAUCACUUAGUGAUCAUAAUGGUGAUUUGUUACUUCCAACAGCAAAAUUUUUAAUAUACGUUCAUUGUGCUGAUUCACAUUUUCAUUUAAAUGAAUAUCGUAAAGCUGAAUCAUUAUACAAAAAAUCAUUACAGUUUAGAAAAUUUUUAUUAAAAGCAAAAGGUGCAACAAAGCCAAAUCAUGAAACUCAUAAAGAUCUUUUAUCUGAUAUUGAUAUUAAAUAUCAAAUUCAUAUUUGUUUGAUUAAAUUAAAAAGUCAGCUGGAAGCUCUUCAAGUAUUACAAAGUAUUCCUGGUAAACAACGAACACCAAAAAUUAACAUGGCAUUGGCUAAAAUAUUUCAAGAACAAGGUAUGGAAAGAUCAGCAAUAACAACAUACAAAGAAGUAUUACGUGAAUGUCCAUUAGCAUUAGAAGCAGCAGAGGGUUUAUUAGCACUUGGUGUUAAAGGUAUAGAAGUUAAUUCACUUAUUGUUGGUUCAACAGCAAAUUUACCAAAUUUAGAUUGGUUAAAUGCAUGGAUCAAGGCACAUGCCCAUAUACAUAAUCGUGAAUAUAAUAAUGCAAUAACAACAUUUCGUUCACUUGAUAAUAUAAAUUUCUUACGUGAUAAUUUUAAUUUAUUAAUAACAAUGGGUGAAUGUUAUUAUUAUUCUGGUGAUGAAAAAAAUACAUUAAGUUGUUUAAGAAGAGCACGUUUAAUUGAGCCAGAUUCAAUAAGAGGUAUUGAUUUAUAUGCUGCUGUAUUACAUAAAACUCAACAUACAAAAGAACUUGAAAAGCUAAUACCAACAAUAAUAAAUACAACAAGUGAAUGUACAUCAGAAGUAUAUGUUGCAAUGGCAUAUGCUCUAUUAGCAACAAGAAAAUUAAAUCGUGCAAAUACCUUAACAGCACAAGCAAUUAAUUUACAACCAACAAAUAUUGAAGCAAUUAUACUGAGAGGUAAUAUUUUAAUUGAACAAAAAAAAUAUCAAGAUGCAUUAAAUCAAUUUCGUCAGGCAAUGCAAUUAAAACCAUAUCGUUAUGAGCCAAAUAAAGGUUGUGUUGAUUGUUUUAUUGGUAUGCAUAGAUUACGUGAAGCAUUAAAUAUUGCAAGUGGUGCAUGUAAACAACUUGGACAUACACCAAGAGUAUUAUCAUUAUAUGCAUCAGUACUUAUGAAAGAUCCAGUAUCUGUUGGUAAAGCUAAAAAUUUAUUAGAAAAAGCAUUGGUACAAGAUGAAUCAUAUUUACCAGCAGUAUAUUAUUUAGCUGAAAUAUAUGAACAAGAAAUGAAUUUAGAUGCUGCAAUACAGUUAUUAGAACGUCAAGUUGGUAUACAACCAACAUGUAAAUUACAUCAAAUGCUUGGUGAUCUUUGGGCACGUGUUCAUAAUGAAGAAAAAGCACUUGAUCAUUAUGCAAUUGCAUUAAAUCUUGAUCCAAGUAAUAGAAGAGCACUUGAAGGUAUGCAUCGUUUAGAUAGUACAGCAUCAAAAUUUGAAUCAUCAUAUUAUAUGACUGUUGGUGAGGAACAUGCUGAUACAACAUAUGAUGUUGGUGAUGGUCAGACAUGGAUCUUGAAGCAAAUAGUCAAUAAAUUGUUUAUUUAUUACAUUUUUUUUUUUACUACAUUUAAUAUUACAUUCAUAUACCUAUUUACUGGAGUUGGUUCAUUGAUUUAUAAUGCUUUAAUUAAUAAUAAAAAUAUGUGAAUAUUA